CUGUGGGUUGGUGCACAAUAGGAGCGCGGCAGCCGAGAGACGGGCGACCGUUUUGGCCUAAGAGCUGGCGGUUGACGAGGCCGUGGGACCGGGGCACAUCCGCCAUGUUCUGCGAAAAGGCCAUGGAGCUGGUCCGUGAGCUGCAUCGCGCUCCGGAAGGGCAGCUGCCCGCCUUCAAUGAGGAUGGACUCAGACAAGUUCUGGAAGAGAUGAAAGCUUUAUAUGAACAAAACCAGUCUGACGUGAAUGAAGCAAAGUCAGGUGGACGAAGUGAUUUGAUACCAACCAUCAAAUUUCGACACUGUUCUUUGUUAAGAAAUCGACGCUGCACUGUAGCAUACCUGUAUGACCGGUUGCUUCGGAUUAGAGCACUCAGGUGGGAAUACGGCAGUGUCUUGCCAAAUGCUUUACGAUUUCACAUGUCUGCGGAAGAAAUGGAGUGGUUCAAUCAUUAUAAAAAGUCCCUUGCCACUUAUAUGAGAUCACUGGGAGGAGAUGAAGGUUUGGACAUUACACAGGAUAUGAAACCUCCAAAAAGCCUAUAUAUUGAAGUGCGGUGUCUAAAAGACUAUGGAGAAUUUGAAGUUGAGGAUGGCACUUCAGUCCUAUUAAAGAAAAAUAGCCAGCACUUUUUGCCUCGGUGGAAGUGUGAGCAGUUGAUUAGACAAGGGGUUCUGGAGCACGUCCUGUCAUGACUACGCAGAGGCCCUGCCAGGCUCUGCCUGCCGUGCGAGGCUGAACUCACUCACAAAUCUUCUACAUUUCACUCUCUCCACCUCCCUCUUUGAUUUUAAAUGUUAUAGACAUUCUUUAAGGUAACCAGGAAUACUUGACUAGGAGUAUAAUUUGCUAGCUAUUAAGGACUUUUGUUUUUCUAUGUUGUAUACUGUU
Molecule: messenger RNA, 891 nt
Organism: Cynocephalus volans (Philippine flying lemur)
Lineage: Eukaryota; Metazoa; Chordata; Mammalia; Dermoptera; Cynocephalidae
Gene: GINS1
Product: GINS complex subunit 1
Exons: 7
Coding region: 105-695 (196 amino acids)
Biological process (GO): DNA replication; DNA strand elongation involved in mitotic DNA replication
Cellular component (GO): GINS complex
Source: RefSeq, a predicted model, not a curated record